This is a messenger RNA of Eriocheir sinensis (Chinese mitten crab), 807 nucleotides long. Its product is annotated as protein Wnt-7b-like. Gene Ontology annotation, molecular function: cytokine activity; frizzled binding. Gene Ontology annotation, biological process: canonical Wnt signaling pathway; neuron differentiation; cell fate commitment. The coding region runs from base 1 to 807 and encodes 268 amino acids. Gene Ontology annotation, cellular component: extracellular region. Lineage: Eukaryota; Metazoa; Arthropoda; Malacostraca; Decapoda; Varunidae. The record is from RefSeq and is a predicted model, not a curated record. The transcript has 6 exons.
AUGCGCGGCUCACGUCACACCCGGGAAGCUGAAGACAACACCCAGCAAGAGACGGUGUCGUCAGCGGGGGUCCUGGGCGCCCACCUGCUGUGCUCGCGGGUGCCCGGCCUCACGCCCCGCCAGAGCCGCAUCUGUACGCGUGCCAUGGUGGCCAUCAGUGAAGGUGCGAGGGCGGGCCUGCGAGAGCGCCAGCGGCAGUUCCAGCAUCAUCGGUGGAACUGUUCCCUGGCGUCUACCAGCAGCAGCGCGUUCGGCCACAUCGUUCUUGUGGGGAGCCGCGAGGCCGCCUACACGUACGCGGUGACCAGCGCGGGAGUCACCCACAGCGUCACGACCGCCUGCUCCCGUGGCAACAUCUCCACCUUUGGCUGUGACGACCGCAGGCGAGGGCGGUACAGUUCUUCCGGGUGGAAAUGGGGCUGCAGCGCCGACAUUAGGUUCGGGGUCAGGUUCGCGAGGAAGUUCCUGGACGCCCGCGAGGUGGAGGGGGACGGCCGCGCCCUCAUGAACCUGCACAACAACCGGGCGGGACGCAGGGCGGUGCGGAGCGGGAUGAGGACGGAGUGCAAGUGCCACGGCGUGUCGGGCUCCUGCACCGUCAAGACCUGCUGGAAGACCCUCCCGCCCUUCACCUUCAUCGGGAAGCACCUCUUCCACAAGUACAGGAAGGCCAAGUCCGUCUCGGUGCAUAAGGUAUUCUCCACCCCCUUCCCCUUCCAUUCACCUCCUCUCCCUCUUCAUCUUCUCUUCAUCCUCUUCUUCUUAUCAUUAUCCUCCUCCUCCUCCUCGCAGUCCAAUGAGUCAUAG